GGAGAUGUUUCCUGUAUUAAGAGGGGAGGAUAUAAUUUACAUGAGGCACUCGGCUGGCCUUCUUCGGAUUAUGAAGAAACUCACACGUUCGUAGUACAACUCGCCCAUGAACAUCUUAACAUCAACAAGUCCUGGAGUUCACAAGCAAAGGCCGGUUUGACUGUCAUCUAUGCAGAAGCGAAGAAACGGUAUCAUAUCCUUGAUCGUUAUGAGGGUAAUUGGGUUGUUAGUGAUAUGCUCCGUAUCUUCUUGAAAAAAAGUUGUAGUCAUUAG
Messenger RNA from Suillus paluster, 273 nucleotides. RefSeq lists its product as uncharacterized. The record is from RefSeq and is a predicted model, not a curated record. NCBI's taxonomy places the organism in Eukaryota, Fungi, Basidiomycota, Agaricomycetes, Boletales, Suillaceae. The transcript has 3 exons. The annotation marks the transcript as partial.